Messenger RNA from Phyllostomus hastatus (greater spear-nosed bat), 4353 nucleotides. It is a transcript of the gene DIS3L2, whose product is annotated as DIS3 like 3'-5' exoribonuclease 2. NCBI's taxonomy places the organism in Eukaryota, Metazoa, Chordata, Mammalia, Chiroptera, Phyllostomidae. The coding region runs from base 427 to 3066 and encodes 879 amino acids. The transcript is spliced from 21 exons. Gene Ontology annotation, biological process: miRNA catabolic process. Gene Ontology annotation, cellular component: exosome (RNase complex); P-body. The record is from RefSeq and is a predicted model, not a curated record. Gene Ontology annotation, molecular function: RNA binding; 3'-5'-RNA exonuclease activity.
UUCAGGAACAGGGGCGGGAACGUGCCCGCCGACCGCUGUCCCCGGGUCGGGAAGGAAGGCGUCUCAGAGGCCAACUAGCUCGAGUCAGAGGCUUCAGCCAGUCGCCCCCGCGAGGCGAGAUCGGAGAAGCUACGGUGGACCCCCGUCGGAUCCCUCGCCCCGCCGCAGCGGAACUGCAGCCGACCACCGCCCCUGCGGCGCACGUGCGGCGCGCGUCGUUCUUGGUCCCUUCCGGCCACCGUUGCUCUCUGUAGCGCCGCGGCCGUGACCCGGAAGAGCAUUCUCCUUAGCAACUGCGGGACCGCGGCGGCGCCUCCCGGGAGCUACGCUUGUGACACCCGAGCUGCUCGAGGCCGGGAGGACUCCGAGCCCGGGCGGUGGAGGCCCCCCCGCACCUGGAGAGAAGAGGCGACCGUGGAUCCAGCAAUGAGCCAUCCCGACUGCAGGCUGAACCUGGGGAGCCUCAGAGGUGUGUCCUCUGUGGUCAGCCCACGUGGUGUUGGUGCUUCGCCAGGUGACAAAAAGUCAAAGAACAAGUCCACGCGAGGGAAGAAAAAGAGCAUAUUUGAAAAUUACAUGUCCAAGGAGGAUGUUUCAGAAGGCUUGAAGAGAGGAACACUUAUCCAGGGUGUAUUGAGAAUCAAUCCAAAGAAGUUUCACGAAGCCUUCAUUCCUUCCCCGGAUGGUGAUCGAGACAUCUUUAUUGAUGGGGUUGUUGCUCGGAAUAGAGCCUUGAAUGGGGACCUGGUCGUCGUGAAGCUGCUUCCAGAGGAGCAGUGGAAGGUGAUUAAACCAGAGAGCAAUGACAAAGAGACAGAAGGCGCCUACGAAUCGGAGCUCCCCGAGGAGCUCUGUGGGAGCCGUCUGCAGCGGUCCCUGAAAGGCCACACCGACAGUCCUGACGUCGUCGUGGAGGCUCAGUGUGAGGACAGCGGCCCCGAAGACGGGCACGGCAGCACACCCGACGUGCUGGUGGGCGGCGCCAGGAAGCUCGCAGUGUGUGUUCCCGAAAAAGGAAAAGAGGAUGGCGGUGCACCAGCUACGAGAGACGAGGGCACCUCCAGGCCACAGGACGCGAGCGCUGCACCGGAGAGGUCGCCGCAAAGAUCCGCGAAGGUGGUUUACAUCGCGGAGAAAAAGCAUUCCCGGGCAGCAACUGGCUUCCUCAAACUGCUGACCGACAAGAACAGUGAGCUGUUUAGGAAAUAUGCCCUGUUUUCUCCCUCGGACCACCGAGUGCCUAGAAUAUACGUGCCUCUCAAGGACUGCCCGCAAGAGUUUGUGACCCGGCCUAAAGAUUUUGCCAACACACUAUUCAUCUGCCGCAUCGUGGACUGGAAGGAGGACAGCAAUUUUGCCCUGGGGCAGCUGGCGAAGAGUCUGGGGCAGGCCGGGGAAAUCGAGCCUGAAACGGAAGGAAUACUGACAGAGUAUGGUGUGGAUUUCUCUGAUUUCUCUUCGGAAGUUCUAGAAUGUCUCCCUCAAGACUUGCCCUGGACAAUACCACCAGAGGAAUUCAGCAAGAGAAGAGAUUUAAGAAAGGACUGUAUCUUCACCAUUGACCCAUCAACCGCCCGAGACCUUGAUGAUGCCCUCUCCUGUAAGCCACUUGCUAACGGCGCCGCCUACGAGGUGGGAGUGCACAUCGCCGACGUCAGCUACUUCGUUCCCGAGGGCUCCGAGCUGGAUAAGGUGGCUGCGCAGCGAGCGACAAGUGUCUACCUGGUUCAGAAGGUAGUGCCCAUGCUCCCCAGAAUGCUGUGUGAGGAGCUGUGCAGCCUCAACCCCAUGACCGACAAACUGACCUUCUCCGUGAUCUGGACGCUGACCUCGGACGGCAAGAUCCUUAGUGAAUGGUUUGGCCGGACCGUCAUCCGCUCCUGCACCAAACUGAGCUACGAGCAUGCGCAGAGCAUGAUUGAGAGCCCGACUCAGAGAAUCCCGGAGGAGGAGCUGCCCCCCAUCUCCCCGGAGCACAGCAGUGAGGAGGUGCACCAGGCGGUCUUGAAUCUCCACAGAAUCGCAAAGGAGUUACGCAAGCAGCGGUUUCUGGACGGCGCGCUGCGUCUGGAUCAGCUGAAGCUUGCUUUCACCCUGGACCACGAGACCGGACUGCCGCAGGGCUGUUACAUCUACGAGUACCGCGACAGCAACAAGCUCGUGGAGGAGUUCAUGCUCCUGGCCAACAUGGCCGUGGCGCACAGGGUCUACCGCUCCUUCCCCGAGACGGCGCUGCUGCGCCGGCACCCCCCGCCCCAGGCCAAGAUGCUCAACGACCUGGUGGAGUUCUGCGACCAGAUGGGGCUGCCCAUGGACUUCAGCUCCGCUGGAGCCCUCAAUGAAAGCCUGACCAGAAUAUUUGGAGACGACAAGUACUCCCUGGCCCGGAAGGAGGUGCUCACCAACAUGUGCUCCCGGCCUAUGCAGAUGGCCCUGUACUUCUGCUCGGGGGCGCUGCGGGACGAGGCGCAGUUCCGGCACUACGCCCUCAACGUGCCGCUCUACACGCACUUCACCUCGCCCAUCCGCCGCUUCGCCGACGUCACCGUGCACCGGCUCCUGGCCGCCUCGCUGGGGCACAGCGCGCCGCCGGACCUGGAGCCCGGCGAAGUGCAGAAACAGGCCGACCACUGCAAUGACCGCCGCAUGGCGUCCAAGCGCGUGCAGGAGCUCAGCACUAGCCUCUUCUUUGCCGUCCUGGUCCGGGAGAGUGGCCCCCUGGAGUCGGAGGCCAUGGUGCUGGGCGUCCUGAACCAAGCCUUCGACGUGCUGGUGCUGCGCUACGGGGUGCAGAAACGCAUCUACUGCAACGCCCUGCCCCUCCGGUCCCACCACUUCCGGAGAGUGGGCAAGAAGCCGGAGCUCACACUGACCUGGGAACCUGUGGACAUGGAGCAGGAGCCGGUGCAGCAGGUGGUCACCAUCUUCAGCCUGGUGGAGGUGGUGCUGCAGGCGGAGGCCGCCGCCCUCAAGUACAGCGCCCUCCUCAAGCGGCCGGGUGCCGGGGACCACUCGGACCUGCAGGACGAGGAGGACAGCCACCGUGACCUUGAGCGGGAGGACUGAAGGCAGCGUCCCAGCACCCCGCUUACCUCGAGCCCCGCCCGCUGGCUUCCGGAAGAGGACCUUUUGGCACCAAAGGGGAUUUUUAAUUUGGUUUUUAAUAACUCAGGGUUUUAUUUUUAUUUUUUUUCAUUCUAUUUUAUUUUUGCAGCUCAGUUUUUAAAUGAACUGGAGAGGACGGGGGUGCUGGCCGGAGGACUGAGGCCUGGCCAGCGCUCGCAGCGGCGGAGUGGUGCCUGCCGGUCCCCCCGGGAGGCCAGCCCCGCUCUGCCGGCCCCCCGGCCUCCCCCGCCCCGGGAACGGGCUCCGCAGCGAAUCAGUGUCAUGGAAUAAAAUCAGAUGUGAAGGGCGGUCUGGUGUGCGAGGCACCGCUGCCGGGAGACCAGGCGGCGGCGUGCCCCUGGGCCGGGGGCCAGGGACGCGGCUCAGGCUCCGCCCCCACAGCCGAGCUGGGGUCGCCGCCCUCGGGAGACCUCCUGUCAGUUCCAGGGCGAUGCACAGGGCUGGCCACACGGCCGACUGAUGCCGGCACCUCGUUCCAGCUGAUGAGAAGAGUAAUCAGUAUGCAAGGCGGCCAGCUCGCACCCCCGUGCUGCUGCAGCGGCUGUGUCCCUCCCUGCCACACCGUUUCCUCUCUGCCUGCCCGGCGCUGGGCCGCAGGAUCGGGCCGGGGUCCUGUGAGACCCCUCCCCCUCCUCCGAGGCCAGGGCCCUGGCCCCGGCCCCACCCCUUGUCCGGCAGGAACCUCAGAGCCUUCAGUCCUGAUCCCGCACCCCGGCCACACCCAGGAGCAGGGACAGCUAGGGGGCCCGGGGCCUGCCGGGUGUGAGGGGGCCCUUAAACCCGCCUUCACAGCCGGGGGUUGCAGGGAGAGCGCGGGCCCCCGGCGGCCCAGCCUGGCCCAGUCACGGCUCUGGCAUCCUGACAUCCCUGUCCCACUACCUCAGGGACGCAGGGACAGGCGCGGUGGGUCCCUGGACAGCACCCCCUCCCCGCAGGCCUGAUCUCAGCCUGUACUCCGUCCCCAACAACCUGGGGGGCCGCAGGUUACAGGUUGGCGUCCCCAGGAGCUGCCAGAAAUGAGCGUGAGAACCGGGGUAACCAAGGGCCUGGGGCUCACCUCGCCGUUUCCAGGGGCUUGAUGUUACCAGAUACAAGUCCAUCUGGUCUAGUUACGGUGCACUUUCUUUUCUUUUCUUUUUUUUUUUUAAAGAUUUUAUUUUUAGAGAGAAAGGAAGGGAAGGAGAAAGGGAGAUAAACAUCACUGUGUGGUUGCCUCUCACGUGCCCC